Messenger RNA from Cylicocyclus nassatus, 576 nucleotides. NCBI's taxonomy places the organism in Eukaryota, Metazoa, Nematoda, Chromadorea, Rhabditida, Strongylidae. The record is from the annotation of a GenBank genome assembly.
AUGAAUGGGAGAAUCAUUUUAUUUACAGAGUUCUAUUACGACUAUUCCGGAUCUGGCUCUGGUUCUGGUUUUUGGGAGGGAACUGGAUAUUCCGGUUCUGGAUCUGGCACUUGGAAAGAAGGAUCCGCCUACUCCGGCUCUGGUUCAGGAUCUGGAGAAUGGGAAGAAGAAGGAUCCGGUGGCUCUGGAUCUGGUGAUGACAUAAUUCCAUGCGAGGCGCUGUAUUGCCCUCCGGGAACUUACUGUGAACAGGGAAGAAGAGUAUGUCCAUUUGCACCACCUUGUUAUACAACCCCGACACAAUGCAUGAUAUCUGGCCCAUGUGGAAUAAGCUACCCAGCUUCUGGUGAGGAGCCGGGGUCCGGCGAAGAUGGUUCAGGAUCAGGUCAAUGCCCUUCGGAUCUCCAAUACACAAACUGUGGAAACGUAUGCUUUGAAGAUUGUACAACUGACCUCAACUACAUUUGCGUCAGGGAAGCAAGAUGUCUUUGCAAGACAGAUCAAGCUCUAUAUAUCAAAAACGACAGGAGUGCUUCAUGCGUGCCGCGCCAGCAGUGCCCAUGUGCACAGGCAUAA